UGGUUAGGAUUUCAGAAGGGCACUUGUGUGUACGAAUUUUCCAAAAAUUAGAAGAAAAUCUAAGAAAACGAGAAAAUUUUAAAACAGAAAAUAUUGAUAUGGUUCAGGAGUACAUAAAAGAGAACGUGGUGGUCCCCGCGCCGGUGACGCCGCGCGUGCUGGCGGCGGCGCUGGCGGCGGCGCUGCUGGCGCUGGCGGGCGUGGCGCUCAUCGACCUGGCGCUGCCCGAGCCGCUGCAGCGCGGCGCGCCGCCCGAGCGCUUCAUCGCCGAGCUGGCGCACGAGCACCUCGUCAACCUCACGGCCAUCGGCCCCCGGGUGGCGGGCAGCUACGAGAACGAGGUGGCGGCCGUGCGCGUGCUGGUGGAGGCGCUCAAGGACAUCGCGCGCGCCGCGUCGCCGCACAACCACGUCGAGAUCGACUUGCAUCGCGCCAGUGGCGCCUUUUCGCUGUCAUUCUUCGAUGGCAUGAACAACGUGUACCGCGACGUGCAGAGCGUGGUGGCGCGCGUUCGCGGCGCGGGGGGCGCGCCCGGCGCCGCGCUGCUGCUCAACUGCCACUUCGACACCGUGCCCGACAGCCCCGGCGCGAGCGACGACGGCGCGGGCUGCGCGGUGCUGCUGGAGACGCUGCGCGCGCUGGCCGCCGCGCCGCGCCCGCUGCGCCACUCCGCCGUGUUCCUGUUCAACGGCGCCGAGGAGAACAUCAUGCAGGCCUCGCACGCCUUCAUCACGCAGCACCGAUGGGCUAAAAGUGUGCGCGCGUUCAUCAACAUCGAGGCGUGCGGCGCGGGCGGGCGGGAGGUGCUGUUCCAGGCCGGCCCGCAUGACCCCUGGAUCGUGGAGGUGUACGCGGGCGCGGUGCCGCACCCGUUCGCGUCGUCGCUGGCGCAGGAGCUGUUCGAGAGCGGGCUGAUCCCCGCGGACACGGAUUUCCGCAUUUUCCGCGAUUUCGGUCGCCUCUCUGGUGUGGACCUGGCGUGGAGCGCCAACGGGUACGUGUACCACACGCGCCUCGACACGGCCGAGCGCGUGCCGCGCGCCGCGCUGCAGCGCACCGGCGACAACGUGCUGGCGCUCGCGCACGGGCUGCUGGCCAGCGAGAGCCUGGAGUCGGAGGUGGACCGCAUGUCGCGCCAGCCGGUGUUCUUCGACGUGCUGGGCUGGGUGGUGGUGUCGGCGCGCGCGCCGCUGGCGCUGGCGCUGGCGGCCGGCGCGCUGGCGCUGCUGCUGCUGCGGCUGCGGCUGGCGGCCGGCGCGGCCCGCGCGCAGCGUGCGGCGGCGCGGGCUGACGGGACGCUUGUUGCAGUGUACGUGCGCGCGCGCGACUGGUGGGCGCUGGUGGCGCGGUGCUGCGGGCGCGCGCUGCUGGCGGCGGCGGGCGGCGCGGGCGCGGCGGUGGCGGUGGCGGCGGCGCUGCACGCGGCGGGCGCGCGCCUCAGCUGCUACUCGCGCGGCUGGCUGCUGGCGCCGCUCUACGCGCUGCCGGCGCUCGCCACCGCCGCGUACUUGGCGAAUCGCUCAGGCGGGCGCGCGGCGUGGGAGCGCGGCUGGUGGGGCGCGCGCGCGGCGGGCGACGCGGGCGCGGCGCUGUGGGCGGCGCUGCUGCUGCUGUGCGCGCUGCUGCGGCUGCGCUCGGGCUUCGUGCCCUUCAUGUGGGUGCUGCUGCCCACGCUGGCGGACCUGGCCGCGACGCUGCUGCGCGCCGGCGGGCGGGCGCGCGCGUGCUGGUGGGCGGCGGGCGCGGCGCUGCCGCUGCUGCAGACGUGCUACCUGGCGCUGGGCUCGCUGGCCAUGUUCGUGCCCAUCAUGGGCCGCGCCGGCUCCUCGCCCGUGCCGCCCGACGUGGCGCUGGCGACGAUAGUGUCGACGCUCGUCCUGGCGGCGUGCAGCUGGAUGUUUCCCUUCGUGGUGGCGGCUAGAGGUGUGAAGAAAAUGGCGGCGGGCAUGUGGGCGGUGACGGCGCUGACGGCGGCGCUGGUGCUGCUGACGCCGCUGGGCGCGCCCUACAGCGCCGAGCGGCCGCAGCGCUUCAUGAUCUUCCACGUCACCAGGACCGAGCACGGCGCCGGCGGCCCGCGCACCGACCACCUGUACUGGAUGCCCGACCUCGACCCCAACACGCCCCACACGGUCGACGACGUCGUGCCGGAGAUGCGCGCGGCGCGGCCCACGCCAGCGGCGGACUGCGAGCGGCACCCGUACUGCGGCGCCGCCUACUGCCUGCCCGUGCUGGCGCUGGUGCCGCGCGCGCACUGGCUGCCCGCGCCCGCGCCGCCGCCCGCCCGGCCCUACGCGCGCACCGAGUUGCACGCCACGCGCGUCCGCCUCGCGCCCGAGCUCCACGAGCUGCGGCUCAACAUCACCGGGCCGAGCCACGUGGUGGUGAUCGUGUCGCCGGCGGCGGGCGGGCGCGUGGUGUGGAGCAGCGCGCUGGCGCCGCUGCGCGAGGCGGCGCCGUGGGGCGCGCGCCGCACGUACUUCCUGGCGCUGCACACGGCGCGCGCCCCGCGGGAGCGGCCCUGGAGC
Messenger RNA from Ostrinia nubilalis (European corn borer), 2528 nucleotides. Its product is annotated as endoplasmic reticulum metallopeptidase 1-like. Gene Ontology annotation, biological process: proteolysis. The record is from RefSeq and is a predicted model, not a curated record. The annotation marks the transcript as partial. NCBI's taxonomy places the organism in Eukaryota, Metazoa, Arthropoda, Insecta, Lepidoptera, Crambidae. Gene Ontology annotation, molecular function: metalloexopeptidase activity. The transcript has 16 exons.